This is a messenger RNA of Planococcus citri (citrus mealybug), 2914 nucleotides long. RefSeq names its product centromere protein F-like. Lineage: Eukaryota; Metazoa; Arthropoda; Insecta; Hemiptera; Pseudococcidae. The transcript has 6 exons. The record is from RefSeq and is a predicted model, not a curated record. The coding region runs from base 156 to 2585 and encodes 809 amino acids.
UAACGGUUUUUUUGUGUACAUUUUGAAUUCAAACGUACAAAAUUCGUUUCUGAAUCGGUUUAUUUGAAAUAUCGUUAAAUAAUUUUUAAUUAUUAUUAAUUAAUAGUGUAAUUUAUCAGUUUGUUGUUUAAUCUAAGUGUAUUGUAUGUUAUAAAAUGUCCUUUUCCAAAGCCAAACUUCAUCGAUUCAAUGAAGAGAUUCCCUGUGCUCCGCCUCCUGGGACUUAUAAUCCAGCUCCGGUCGAUAAAACCGUCGGCCCAAAGAUCAACAAAUGCGAAAGAUUUAACGAUGGCAAGGGUAUUUUCGCAACCGCUUCGUGCGAAUCUUUGAACGAAGUUGAUGGCUGUAAAACGCCUUUUGCAUUGUUUAAAACUCCUAAAAUUCCGCUAAGUUCCGGUAAAUUUGAGAUGAAAAGGAAUUCGAAUUUUUCCCAAAGGAAAGCUUCUAGCACCGAAUACAUCUGUAAGAAAUACGAGUCGUCUUCGUACGAGAUUAAUUCGUUGAAAUGCAGCUUGAACGAUCUGCAAGAAGAACUCGCUCUCGAACGAAACAAAACCAAUAAUUUAGUAAACGAGAUCCAAAGGCUGAAAGAAUCGUUCGAGGAAUCGGAUCAACACACCGAUGCUUUAAUCAACGUCUUGAGCGAGAAAACCAACCUAAUUGCGAUCCUGGAAGAAAAAUGCUCUACGUUGGAGACGAUCACAGCUGAAAGCUUCGAUUCGUAUUACAAACACGUUACCGGUGUGUAUUCGGUUUUUGAAACUUACUUCAAAAGCUGGGAAAAAUCGGAAUCCGAUUUCGCUCUAGUUUUCCAAAAGUACGAGAACUUGGUAUCGAAUUACGAAUCGUACUUCGAAGAAAUUUCGUCGUUUAUGAGCGACGUGUUACGUAAAAAUAAUGAAAUCAAUUUCGCUCAAGAUCUUACGACCAAAUCGCCUGUGGAAAUCGUUGCCAUGCUGCAAGAAUCCGAGAAAGAACGAAAGAAGUACGAAUUGGUAGUGAACGAAAUGCAGAAAGUGAUCACUGUGCUGGGUAAUCGUGUAUUGGAGAGCGAUCAAGAGGUGGAGAAUCUCAACACAGACCUGAGCUCUGUGAACGAUCAAAAUAAGAAAUUUUCCGAUCUGAUUCACGAAAAAGAUGAAGAAAUUACAACGCUACGUUCGCUGGUCAACGAAGUCGCGAUGAAUUUCUUGAACGAAGUGAAAACCAGUGAAAAAGAUUUACUCAGUUUGAUCGAUAUUUUAAAAGAGAAAGCUCUCCUUGAAAAGAAAACCUACGAGAAGCAGUUAAUCGAGAGAAACGCUAUGAUAUCUCGUCUGCGACUGGAAAAAUCGCAUAAAGAAUUACAAUUGCAAGAGUCUCUCGAUAUGAUCGAAACUCUCAAAUGCAAAGAACAAAACACCGAACAAGUUUUGGACCAGGUUCGUAACGAAUGCUGCGAAUUGAAAAGCUUACUGCAAGAAUGCCAAGAACAGUUACGUAGCCAAAGGACAUUUUACGAUGAAAACUACCUUAGCGAUAUUUCCGGCGAGUUGAAUCUCACCUUCACCAAAGAAUCGCCUCAAUGUAUCGAGUUCAGCUCGGAGCACGCGUUUGUCAAGCAACUAUUCGAAUUCACAGCUCAGCAAAUGAAUAGCUCUAACGAGAAAGCCUCUCUAUACGAAACUCUGCAAUCGGAUUUUGAAAAUAAACCAAUUCAGAUCGAAGAUAUCAAAACAGAAUGGGAAAAAUUACCCGGUAAUAAAAUCGAAUGGCUGCAGUCACUUUUGAACUUAGUGCAGACCACUUUAUAUAAAUUCAACUCCGAAAACACCUCGUUGAAGAAUCAAAAUACUAGAUUACGAGCCGAUUUUGUUGAAAAAUGCGACGAAUGUGGUGAACUAACGAGACUCCUUCAAGUCAGCGAGAAACGAGCUGAAAACUUCGAGAAACGCGCCGAACAAGCCGAAACCGUCGAGAAAGAAUUAAAACAGAAAUUGGAAACCGUGAACGAAGAAAUCGAAGCUUUAAAGAAUGAAAAACUCUCCUUGGAAGAGAAACUAACCGAGCAAUUGUUCGAGACGAAAAAUAACGAAGUUGUGAUCCAAUCGUUGACCGAAGAUUUGGAUAAAUUACGUCAACAACUCGAUAACCAGACAGAUAACGCUGAUAAAACCAAACUGGAGAGUUUAUUAAAAGAAUCCCAAAGUAGGCUACGAGUCGUCGAGAAGGAGAAUGCUAAAUUGAAUAAAUUAAUCGGUCCUUUCCGUCAAACCCUGGAGAGAUACGAAGGUGAGAUUAAAGUCAUGUCUCACUCAUCUAAAUCUGAAAGCGACGUUAUAAAAAAAUACUCGAAAUUACUCGACGUACAAAACACCAAACAGCAGAUGAAACAAAUUACCAAACUUCGUAGCGAUAUUGUUCAACUCAAAAAGAAAAACGACCAACUGCAAACUGAAAUCACCAAGUUCAAAAAGGUAACCUCGAAACCCGGUAAAGAAAAUAAAGUCGCGCCCAAAAAUGAUCUCACUGAAAAAGUAGUCCGAGCUGAGAUUCCGGUCAACUCUACCUAUGUUCUUACAUCGCCGAAAGUUAACCGAAUUUAAAUCUCGGAUUGUGUCUGAUUUUUUUUUUCUUGAGCUGCAUAUUUAUUUUAUAUUUCAGUAUGUUAUAGAAUUUUUUUUCUCUACACUACUUAAUUUUUAUAUAUUUUUUAUUAUUCGUGUAAUCUUGUACGUGUUUUUUUUCUUGUUGUAUUUUUCUUCUUGUAUCCACUAUCGUGUUUUAUUUAUAUUUUUAGGUAUUUAUUUUUUUAUCGAAAAUAGUCGUUGAAAAGAAAUAAUCGAGUAAAUUAGAGAUAUAAAGUGCAUUUUGUAUCGUGUAAAAGACGAAAGCAAUCGUACCAAAAUAUAUUUAUAUAAUAUUGCAGAAAUAA